Physella acuta is the source of this 2212-nucleotide messenger RNA. RefSeq names its product kynurenine aminotransferase. Gene Ontology annotation, cellular component: cytoplasm; mitochondrion. The record is from RefSeq and is a predicted model, not a curated record. Gene Ontology annotation, molecular function: pyridoxal phosphate binding; L-kynurenine:2-oxoglutarate transaminase activity. Lineage: Eukaryota; Metazoa; Mollusca; Gastropoda; Physidae. Gene Ontology annotation, biological process: biosynthetic process.
UAAAUUCGAUAAGAAAGGAAAAGUGGCUCACAUCCUGUGCGUUUAUUGUAACAGUGGAGAAAAUACUGGAGGUCGUCAUAGCUCUAGUCUAGAUUUCUAGAUGUAGAUUUAGAAUCUAGAUCUAGAUAGAUUUUGUCCAGUUGUGUUGAGGUUUACAAGAUCUAGGGCUUAGGCUUACAAAGUUGGAUUAUUUUCAGUGGGUACUGUAAGCCAGAAUUUUUAAGUAGGCCCUAAACUCUAAACUACCGUCUAACAGUCUAACACAGUACUAAACACAACUUUAACUAACGUCCUACUUAGCAUUCAGAUGCACAGAAUUUACAGACGAUGCGCAAGUCUGAUUAGGUGUUGUGCUGAAAGAAAAGGGGGGAUUUAUUUAAAUCUGCUACCCCCACAGCUGCACUCUGGCUGUCUGAUUACAGCUGAGAGGCUAAACCACACGAAAAUGUCAUCGAAAAAAUUUCAGAUAGCAAAACGUCUACAGGGCACCGAAAAAAAUGUCUGGGUGGACAUAUCAAAGCUUGCAAUGGAGCAAAAAUCCAUCAAUCUAGGGCAAGGUUUUCCAGACUUUAUGGCACCAGAGAGUGUUGUACAGUGCCUGAAAGACACAGUCAGCAGUGACAAUCCUUUGAUACAUCAGUAUACCAGGAGUUUUGGUCACGUUAGAUUAGUGAACGCACUAGCCAAACUGUAUGAGCCACACCUUGGCAGAAAAGUUGAUCCGAUGACAGAGGUUCUCAUCACAGUGGGGGCCUAUGGCUCUCUGUUCAGUAUCAUCCAAGGUCUGGUUAAUCCUGGCGAUGAGGUCAUCAUCAUUGAACCAUUUUUUGACUGCUACCAGCCCAUGGUGCUUGCCGCUGGGGGGACACCUGUCUUUAUACCAUUCAGGCCAACCAAAGAGGGCAAGGUGUGCUCCAGUGCUGAUUGGAAGCUGGAUGAAGCUGAGCUGGCCAGCAAGUUUAGCCCUAAGACCAAGUUGAUUCUUGUCAACACCCCCAACAACCCACUGGGGAAGGUACUAACCCUAGAUGAACUAACAGUCAUUGCCAACCUGUGCAAACAACACGAUGUGGUGUGUUUGGCUGAUGAAGUGUAUGAAUGGAUGACUUACGACAACAACAAACAUAUCAAAAUUGCCACACUACCUGGCAUGUGGGAGAGAACCCUGACAGUUGGCAGCGCAGGUAAAACUUUCAGUGUCACAGGUUGGAAGGUAGGCUGGGUGCUAGGGCCUAGGAACCUCGUACACUGUGCGCAGAUCAUGCAUCAGAACACCACGUACACCUGCCCUACACCUAUACAGGAGGCAGUGGCUCGGGGUCUGGAGCUAGAAAUAUCAAGGGCAGGAACUCCUGAAUGUUACCUGACAUCUCUGGCUAAGCAACUCAAGCCCAAACGUGACUGGCUGGCCAGAGUUUUGGAGGAGGUGGGCAUGUUGCCAGUUGUACCAGAGGCAGGCUACUUCAUGUUGGCCAACUAUUCUCACAUGGACCCGGUUGACUUUCCAGCAAGCGAUGAAGCCAAAGACUUCAAAUUUGUCAAGUGGUUGACCAUUAAUAAAAAACUAACAGUUAUCCCACCCACAGCUUUUUAUAGUAAAGGAAAUCAACAUCUAGCUGAGAACUUUGUUAGGUUCUGUUUUAUAAAGGAGGACAGCACUCUAGAGAAAGCUGCUGAUAUCUUGAGGAAGUGGAAACUUUGAUAUUAUAUGUUACCUCCCCUGAAAAUUCCUUUAUUUUUCCCAUUGAUCUGGGUUUGAUCUAACGCUACAUUUAUUUAACAAUGUACAUAGAUACGGGUUGUCAUGGACUUGUAACACACUGAUACUACUGAUAGUUUUAUAAACACUGCAACAAAAACUUUGUAACCUUAUGUUUACACGAAUAGGAACAUGCUUGAUAAAGUGUAUCUCAUUAUAUUUAGUUUAGGUAUGUCUUGAUCUCAUGUUUGUAUCAGAAUCUGUAAACAGAAAACUUUAUAUAUCAACUCAUCCUUGGCUGUAGUUGUGGUAUAUUUGUGGGAGGCAGGUUUGAUGUGUGCGUGUACUAGGGUUGUUACUGGAAGCUCCACAUUGUAGACCAUGUGUGUGUUCAUUUAGUGACAGGGGUGGUGUGAGGUGUGUUGGUCUGGUGAGCACAUUGUAGACCAUGUGUGUGUUCAUUUAGUGACAGGGGUUGUGUGUGAUGUGUUGGUCUGGUGCCUUGUGUCGAAU